AUGUAUCAACAAGCUGAACAAGAAGCUCUUCUCGCUGGUCAUGGUCGUGUAAAUCAACUUGGUGGAGUCUUCAUCAAUGGUCGCCCGCUACCGGAUGAUAUUCGUCGUCAAAUCAUCGAAAUGGCCAGAAACGAUAUUCGACCUUGUGCUAUCAGUCGUCAGCUUCGAGUGUCUCAUGGGUGUGUGUCGAAGAUUCUUUCACGUUACAACGAAACAGGUUCAUACAAGCCAGGUCCCAUUGGAAAUCGCCCCAAUCGAACGGAUAUGAAGACUAAUGGUCAACAGCUGUUCAAUGAAUUCGAUAGCACGACAGAAGAAUCUGACGAAAGCAAAAAUAAUUCAUUGAGUGACACAUUGCCAUUACGUCCAGUACGAAAUUUACCAAACAAUACACGUCGCUACCGUUCGUCAUUCAAUGCUGAGCAACUUGAAAUUCUCGAGAAAACAUUUGCUCGAACACCGUAUCCCGAUGUUUCUACACGUGAGCGACUGUCGCAACAGUUGAAUAUUGAAGAAAAUAGAAUCCAGAUAUGGUUCAGCAAUCGUCGUGCUCGUACUCGAAAAGUCGCACCCACGCCCGCUUAUGUGCUACCCGAAGAAGAAAAUACCAUGCCGUCAUUUCAAUCACCAGUGGUGGACAGAAAACCUAUGAGCAUGUCUGACGUUGUAUUCGAUCCAGCGAUUACCUCUAGUCCAUCCAGUGGCUACUGGCCAUCAUCGCCAGCCAUGUCCUAUGGGUCAAUGAAUUCGUCGUAUUCUCCGAUCAAUGGUUACUACUAUCCGACACAUGAUUCACCGGUAACUCCGGCUAUGUAUUCGAACUACGGUCUAUCGUACACACCUUACUCAUCUUUCUAUUAA
Adineta ricciae is the source of this 861-nucleotide messenger RNA. The record is from the annotation of a GenBank genome assembly. Lineage: Eukaryota; Metazoa; Rotifera; Eurotatoria; Adinetida; Adinetidae.